Messenger RNA from Racocetra persica, 149 nucleotides. NCBI's taxonomy places the organism in Eukaryota, Fungi, Glomeromycota, Glomeromycetes, Diversisporales, Gigasporaceae. The record is from the annotation of a GenBank genome assembly.
AAAAUCAAGUGGUUACUUCUCAACAGACGAUAGAACAUAGUCCACGAGAGGAUGCAAUUAAUCGAAGAGCAUUUUCUCAGCAAAAAAAAAAGCUUCGCAAACGUGAUAGCAAUAUUAUAAAUCAGAAAUUUAUUGCGCAACAAGAAUGA